Baudoinia panamericana UAMH 10762 is the source of this 383-nucleotide messenger RNA. RefSeq lists its product as uncharacterized. The record is from RefSeq and is a predicted model, not a curated record. Bases 21 to 383 code for a protein of 120 amino acids. NCBI's taxonomy places the organism in Eukaryota, Fungi, Ascomycota, Dothideomycetes, Mycosphaerellales, Teratosphaeriaceae. The transcript has a single exon.
AGGUCGAGCGAGAGUGUGCCAUGCAUGCUUCAGGUACUUGGACCCUUCACCGGUCGAACAGAGUAGGUGACAAUGAAGAAGCUCGACGGCAUCUGGGAAACGAUAGGGUGAUUGCACGUAUGCUGAGAGCACAGCGAGUCUACCGGUGGUUCCCCGAAAUGAGCGAAAGUCCACCUCACAUCACGCAUAUAUUGCCGUCCGUCUGUCCAUCCAGAACUCUCGCUCCCGGUAUCGUUGCUGCUGUCAACAUCAACUCCCAUCCUUCAACCUUCACUGGCAAUCCCAACCCUAGCAAGCAUAACAGCAAUGCUCGCAUCUCAUCUACUAGGACGGUGACCAGCAGGUCUGCGUUCAAGGCGAGCAUGGCCGCGCGCUCUGAAUAG